GCGAAGAUCUCAGCCGGCCGUGAGCUUUUCAGCCGUAGAACUAUGCGAUGGGCACAUGGGGCGGCGAGGUCAUGGCCAGGCACUUCGUGUGACAUCGCCGCCACCGAGCCGCUUACCCCGACUUCAUUCGCCGCCGUCAUUCUGCCACCGCCAUCUCCCGUAUCCACGCCCGCUGCACAUCCCCCAGCUGCUCACGCAGGCCUUCCAAGCGUCGACGCGACCAGCUGCACAGCAUCGUUUGGCAUCUGAACCUCCGCAGACGCAGAGAUGGUCCGUGCACAUGUGAAGCAGACGGUGAGGCGGACUUCAGCCACAGCGCCACAAACAAGGGGUGGCUGAUGACGCGUCCCUCGCCGUUUUGGCACAGGAGGACAAGAAGGAGGCCCCAGCCAGGUCGUCGCCGCCCACGGCGUCGUCAUCGUCCUCAUCGGCGGCCAAGAAGAAGGCGGCGACGGACUCGACGACGUGGCCGUGCAAAAUCGACGGGUGCAACAAGGUGUUCGCGCGCGAGGCGGAUUUGAAGCGGCACCAGCGGACGACCAAGUCGCACUGCGUGCCCGCCUUGUGCGUCCUCCCGUCUCCUGGACCGAUCUCUGACGGAAGCAAAAUAAUUGUCGCAGCUCGUGUCCGCAAUGUGAUGCCAACUUUACGAGGGUACGUCUGUUCCGCAGAUCGCCAGGCGCGUC
Phanerochaete carnosa HHB-10118-sp is the source of this 686-nucleotide messenger RNA. RefSeq lists its product as uncharacterized. The transcript has a single exon. Bases 43 to 249 code for a protein of 68 amino acids. Lineage: Eukaryota; Fungi; Basidiomycota; Agaricomycetes; Polyporales; Phanerochaetaceae. The record is from RefSeq and is a predicted model, not a curated record.